AUGGAGAAAUCUCGAUCACUGUUGAUUCUAUACGCCACUGAGACGGGCAACGCGUUAGAUGCUGCCGAACGAUUAGGCCGUGAAGCUGAAAAAAGAGGCUGCCCUAUUCGUAUGUUAUCCCUCGACGAAUUUGACCCCAGCUCCUUACCUUGUGAAGAAUAUGUAAUUUUUGUGGUGUCCACAACUGGACAAGGGGACACCCCCAAUUCCAUGAAGGCGUUUUGGACAUUCCUUUUGCGAAGAAGUUUAAACCAGCAGUGGCUCGAAAAAACAAACUACACAGUAUUUGGAUUGGGAGACUCUGGUUAUCAGAAAUACAAUUUUGUUGCAAAGAAGCUUGACAAAAGACUUGCAGAUCUCGGGGGAACUACAAUUCUUGAAAGAGGUUUGGGAGAUGAUCAACAUCCUUCAGGAUAUGAAGGGUCCUUAGAUCCAUGGAUGUCAUCUUUAUGGACCAUGUUAUAUAAUAAAAAUCCAAAAUUCUUCCCAAAAGGUUUAAAUAUUUCUGUGUCUGAUAUGAAGAUGCUUGGUCAACCAAAAGUGGAAAUCACAUAUCUUGACUCGAAUGCAGUGCAUUCACAACCUUCAGCACAAAUUGAUUUGAAGUUACUUGAGAAGGAUAUAGUGAGGUGUCGGUCAAUGUUGUCCGCGAAAAAGUCAAAUGACAAGAGUAAACCCGAUUGCUUCUUGAAACUGGUUAAAAAUCAUCCAAUUACUAGAACAAGUUAUGACAAAGAUGUACGCCAUUUGGAAUUUGAGCCACUUUCAUCUACUAUCGAGUAUGAAGUUGGUGAUGUUCUUGAAAUUCUUCCUUCACAAAGCCCUGAAGCAAUCGAUGCAUUCAUGACUCGCUGUAAUUUAAACCCUGAAUCCUAUAUCAUUGUUAAGCCUAGAAAUAAAGAAGAUUCCUUUGAAGAUGGUGUUGGUGCCUCAAAAGAUCCCAUAAAACUAAAAACAUUUGUCGAGUUGACUAUGGAUAUUGCAUCAACUUCACCCAGACGUUACUUUUUUGAGGUCAUGAGUUUUUUUGCAAGUGCCGAACAUGAAAAAGAGAGGCUUGAAUAUUUUGCCUCACCAGAAGGAAGAGAUGAUUUCUACCAAUACAACCAGAAAGAACGAAGGACUGUUUUAGAGGUACUCGAGGAUUUCCCAUCUGUAGAUAUGCCAUUUGAGUGGUUGGUGCAGCUGACUCCUCCAUUGAAAACACGAGCCUUUUCAAUUUCUUCUUCUCCUCAUGUUCACCCGAAUCAAGUACACCUCACAGUCAGCAUAGUUUCAUGGACAACUCCUUUUAAGAGGAAACGCAUCGGUUUAUGCUCCAACUGGCUAGCUUCCCUUCAUUCUCAUCAAAGAGUCUGCAUGCCAGCAUGGUUUCACAAAGGCUCACUCCCCGCCCCACACCCCUCACUCCCCCUCAUCCUUAUUGGGCCCGGAACCGGUUGUGCACCUUUUCGCGGGUUCGUGGAGGAGCGGGCCUUAAACGCAAGUAAUUCUGGACCGAUUCUUUUCUUUUUUGGAUGUCGAAACGAGGAUAAUGACUUCUUAUACAAAGAUUUUUGGGUUUCCCAUUCGCAAAAUGGAGGGGUACUUUCGGAAGAAAAAGGCGGAGGGUUUUAUGUUGCUUUUUCAAGAGACCAACCGCAAAAAGUGUAUGUACAACAUAAGAUGCGUGAACAAAGUGGGAAAGUGUGGGAGCUUUUGAGUAAAGGGGCGGCGGUUUAUGUUGCGGGGUCUUCGAGUAAUAUGCCGGCGGAUGUUUUGGCGGCUUUUGAGGAGAUUGUGGAGAGAGAAAGUGGGGUGGAGAGAGAAGCGGCGGUUAGGUGGUUGAGGAUGUUGGAGAGAGGUGGAAAGUACCAUGUUGAAGCAUGGGCUUAGUGUGCCUGAUACAGUAUUGUACUAUUGUACUGUAAUACAAGGAAUGGUCGGAAUGGUUGGGGAAACUCCCGCUGUAUAGCUAUUUAUGGUUUAAAAUUUAAAAUUUUGUAGGAUUUAGGUCGAUUAUAAAGGAAAGUGAAGUUUGCACUUUUAUUUUGUUAUUAUAUUUUAUUAUGUGGGUUU
This is a messenger RNA of Lactuca virosa, 2058 nucleotides long. Lineage: Eukaryota; Viridiplantae; Streptophyta; Magnoliopsida; Asterales; Asteraceae. The record is from the annotation of a GenBank genome assembly.